GCAGAGAGCUUCAUUUUCUGAUCUGCUUUUGUGCUAAAAUGGAGGCUGGCCUCUCGCCCUGAGUGGAUCGCCUUCCUGGUUGAGGUUUAGAUGUUGACAUGCAAUAAAGCUGGAGACAGGAUGGUUGUGGAUGCACCUAAUUCCAAUGGGCCUUUUCAGCCGGUGGCUCUUAUGCACUUCAGAGAUGUGGCCCCGGCAGAGCAGGAGAAGCUCUUCAUCCAGAAGCUACGGCAGUGCUGUGUUCUCUUCGACUUCCUGUCCGACCCGCUGAGUGACCUAAAAUGGAAGGAAGUGAAGCGGGCGGCGCUGAGCGAGAUGGUGGAGUACAUCACCCACAACAGGAACGUCAUCACAGAGCCCAUCUACCCAGAAGUGGUGCACAUGUUUGCGGUGAACAUGUUCAGAACAUUGCCUCCAUCGUCCAACCCUACUGGAGCGGAGUUUGAUCCGGAGGAGGAUGAGCCCACACUUGAGGCGGCGUGGCCACACCUCCAGCUCGUCUAUGAAUUCUUCCUUAGGUUUUUAGAAUCCCCUGACUUUCAGCCUAACAUAGCAAAGAAAUACAUUGACCAGAAAUUUGUAAUGCAGCUCCUAGAACUAUUUGACAGCGAGGAUCCAAGAGAGAGAGACUUCCUCAAAACGACCCUCCACAGGAUUUAUGGAAAGUUCCUGGGGCUGAGGGCGUACAUCAGAAAACAGAUAAAUAACAUUUUCUAUAGGUUUAUCUAUGAGACAGAGCACCAUAAUGGCAUAGCUGAACUACUGGAAAUACUUGGAAGUAUAAUCAACGGAUUUGCCUUACCACUCAAAGAGGAGCACAAGAUUUUCCUAUUGAAGGUUUUAUUGCCUCUGCACAAAGUCAAAUCACUCAGUGUCUACCAUCCACAGCUGGCCUACUGUGUGGUUCAGUUUUUGGAGAAGGACAGCACUCUAACCGAGCCGGUGGUGAUGGCUCUGCUGAAGUACUGGCCUAAGACACACAGUCCCAAGGAGGUGAUGUUCCUCAACGAGCUGGAGGAGAUCCUGGACGUCAUUGAGCCGUCUGAGUUUGUCAAGGUGCAGGAGCCGCUCUUCAGACAGCUGGCCAAGUGUGUGUCCAGCCCCCACUUCCAGGUGGCGGAGAGGGCUCUGUACUACUGGAAUAACGAGUACAUCAUGAGUCUUAUCAGUGACAAUGCAGCAAAGAUCCUACCAAUCAUGUUCCCUGCCCUGUACCGCAACUCCAAGACCCACUGGAACAAGACCAUUCAUGGCCUCAUCUACAAUGCUCUGAAGCUCUUCAUGGAGAUGAAUCAGAAGCUCUUCGAUGAUUGCACACAACAGUUCAGGGCUGAGAAAAAUAAAGAGAAGGCCAAGUCAAAAGAGCGGGAAGAGGCUUGGAUCAAGAUUGAGAACCUUGCCAAAUCAAAUCCACAGUUCCUUAUGUAUGUUGAUUCCUCUGACCUCAAUAGUCCUGUAGCAAUGGAGACGGAUGUUCCGUUGAUAGAAGAUGUUCAGAGGUUAAAAAAGACAGUUGAGGAAGGAGCAUCUCAGUUGCAGCGUGAGCAGCGGAAAGAGCGGCCUAUGGUGCGACGCAAAUCUGAGCUGCCUCAGGAUAUUUACACCGCAAAAGCCUUGGAGUCCCACCGUAGAGCCGAAGACAUGUUGACCACCCAUGAUGGACUCUAGUUCCUGUGACCUGCUGGCCCUCAGUUCAACUGCCCCCACUUACCCUCGACAGCCCCAGAGGCCUGAACAAUUGGCUCUGGACUCUGUGCGACCCCGUCCUCCUCGCCCAAGUGCGAAAAUCACAUCGGCCACCUACGAUGGACUCUUAAUCCCUCCCUCUCUCCCAUCACUCCCUCCACAAUCUUUAGUUUCUCUCAACAUCCCUGCUGCCGCUUAUCCCCUCCUGGCCCUCGCCUAUCAGCACAGCACAUUCAGCACCCUGGGCCUGUGAUCCACCUCCCUCAGAUUUCUGCUUUCUCAGGUGUUUUUAAUUUGGAGAGGAGCUGGAGUGUGAUUGUGUGUCUUUUAGCCCUUUUCACAUUCAGUUUGUUGUCAGUAUAUUUUCCCCAUCCGUACCAUCACUUCCCCUGCCUGUUGCUGAAGAUUGCUUUAUUACCCUUCCCUGCCUUCCUUUCUCUUUCCCUCUCUCCCUCCAUCUGCUCUUGCGCUCAUUGUAAAUGUGGAACCUGGGAGUACGGAUACCACAACAUCGGUUCCUUCAUUCCUUUUUGCAAACAAGUCCAUGAUGGCUUAGGCAUGGAAACAUAAGGACUGACUGACUCACUGUCAAAGGAUCCUUUCUCGGUCUCGACUUGGUUUUCUUUUCUGUCAAAGGGAACAACAAAAAUGCGAACACUGUUGGUUACAUGAACGACAAGACACUUUUCCUUUCAUCUGUUGUAUUUUUUCUUCUUCUUUUUUUUUUUUUUUUUUGCUCAAUCCCAGGGACAUCUUGUCAGUGCCAAGACUGUUGUGUUCUUUAUGUUAGGUUGUUUCAUGGGUAUGUUUUUAUCUGUGGGACUUCAACAGGGACACUCUGGCUGAAUAACGGUGUCUGUUGAAUUGCCUUUGUUUUCGGUCGCUGAUGUUUCACAAACGCUUUUCUAGUUUAGCACACUCAAGACCAACAUGAGGCCUGUCCAUAGCCUUGCAAUGUCCAGGAAGAUAGCGAGGAAGGGGGAAGUUGUCCCAUGGACAUCUGACACUUUCCACUUUAUUGUUGUUUUAUUGUGCCAUAUGCAGCUCUUUUAUAUGCUUAACUUCCUUAAGCCCACUGGCAAUAUUUGUGAAACAGAACAUAGUGAAGCAUUCACAGUUCAAACAAUGGUACUUAUUGUAUUGAAGAUUAGUAGAUGGGAAUGAGGAAGCUUGAGGUGCAUGUAUUUGCCUGCUGCUCGCCCACUUGUGUGUGUGUGUGUGGGGGGGUUCACUUGUUUUUGAGUUCUGUCUUUACCAAGUGACGAGGAAUGGAGAUUUAGGCGAUAGGGAAGGUUGGCAGAGUGGAAGAGGUAAAAACUUGGGCUGGGAUGCAGCAAGGAGAUGCCAGCCCUCAGUUAUAGAUGAUGGUUAUAUACCAAACAGAAAAUCAUGUCAAGGAAACAGAAGAGACAGGUAGAGGUGUGAGGUGAGUGCUGGUUUAUGUACAUUGAAUGAGGAUGAUUCACUUGGCAAAUUGGAUAAUGCAGUGUUCAGGUUUUUCUUUUCUGCUGAAUGGGAGAAAAGCAAAUAGAGAGAAGCUAUGGAGAAAAAAGUCAGUAAGAAGGCAUUUUUUUCUUACAGCAACCAUUAAUUAGAGAUCAUGGGUGGUUCAGAUUCUCAAUGAUGAUGAUUAACACACACAAUUAAAACAAAGGCCCAGGUGAAACUGAAAGGUGUCCCUAAAAGCACUUCUCCAAAACCUGAAGGAUGUGGCAUGUUUGUGUUGCUACCAUUUGUAACGUCGGGUUUCCAGCAUGUUUAUUAUUUUCUCUCCUUCUCACUGUGGAAGUUCUUUGGGGGUUGGGCGGUGUAAUCUCUUAAUCAGUACCAUUGUUUGAACUAAGGAGAUCUGCUAGGUUUCUUCAUAUUUGAUGUGUUGUAUUUCUUUGUCUUGUCCCUGGAGUUUUAGUAACUUGGAUGUCAGUUUUUUGGGAUUUUUUUUCGCCAUUCAGAAUGCCCAAUGCUGAAAUAGGUUGGCAUCGAAUGGCCACAAAAAAUGCCAGAUGCGGAAAAUAAACUGAUAUCAUGACUUGGCUUGUUAACUGUAUUAAUACUGUAUUUGCUUGAAUGCAAAAAGAUGUAAAUUAAAACUACCAUGUUAAACAUGUACCUUUUCCCCUGGAGGAAUGACAUUCACCAAACUGAUUUAUUUCUGUUGUCAAGGUCAUUGCAUUUAUAAAAGAGUCCUGCUUGCUAGGAGAGAUGUUUUAUGGAUUUUAUGAGUUAUGAGUCAGAACUGUUUGAGGUUCAUUUUAGUUUUGAAAAAUAAAUCAUACAUGAUUACAAGACAGCGGAUUUAAAAAAAAAAAAAAAAUGAUUUGGUGGCUUUUUCUGAUUCUGCAGGAUCUUUCUUCUAGUUUUAACAUAUUAUUUCCAAAAUAUGAUAACUUAAAGUGUCCUUUUGUAUGUGACCUGUACUAUAUGACUUCAUUUAAUAUUGUAUAUAUGAUUUACUUUGUUUCAUGUAGUGUUAUAUAUCUAGAUUAAUUUUGUACAAAUUGUCCCUCUGUACAGAAUAAAACAUCAAUAGCAAGUGAAAGAAGUCAAUGUGGCACAUACCUUCUUAUUUUCCCUUGUUGGCUGUACUUUCUGCAACAUUAGGAGAUGUUCUGCUAUAUAUCUGUUACACCCAUAUUUCUUUUUUUCUAUCUGAAUCUGCAAAGUUUCCUCCCUCUUCUAAAUAACUGACAAAUGUUCAUACCCAUUGUGUGCUCCUAUCACUGUCUUUAGUGGUGUAAAACUAUAUAGAACGAAUAAAGAGAUUAUUUGAAUUUAUAUUUUCAA
This is a messenger RNA of Myripristis murdjan (pinecone soldierfish), 4470 nucleotides long. RefSeq names its product protein phosphatase 2, regulatory subunit B', gamma a (gene ppp2r5ca). Gene Ontology annotation, cellular component: nucleus; protein phosphatase type 2A complex; cytosol. The transcript has 14 exons. The record is from RefSeq and is a predicted model, not a curated record. Gene Ontology annotation, molecular function: protein phosphatase activator activity. Bases 91 to 1668 code for a protein of 525 amino acids. Gene Ontology annotation, biological process: protein dephosphorylation; signal transduction. NCBI's taxonomy places the organism in Eukaryota, Metazoa, Chordata, Actinopteri, Holocentriformes, Holocentridae.